GGAAAGUGAAAGUUUGCCUGGGUCCUCUCGGCGCCGCCGCUGAGCUCUCGACACCCCAGGACUGCGGCGCGGCCUUCGGCCGGGGCGCGGACUCUGCAUCUGCGAGCGAGCGACCGACUGAGGGCGGCCGACGCGCCCGGCCGGGACCCAGCUGCCCGUAUGACCGCGCGGGGCGCCGCCGGGCGCUGCCCUCCCACGACAUGGCUGGGCCCCUGGCUGCUGCUGGUCUGUCUCCUAGUGAGCAGGAGUAUUGCCAAGGAGGUUUCGGAGAGCUGUAAACACAUGAUUGGGAACGGACACCUACAGUUGCUGCAGCAGCUGAUUGACAGUCAAAUGGAGACCUCAUGCAACAUUUCCUUUGAGUUUGUAGACCAGGAACAGUUGAAAGAUCCCGUGUGCUACCUAAAGAAGGCAUUUCUCCUGGUACAAGACAUAAUGGAAGACACUAUGCGCUUCAAAGACCACACCCCCAAUGCCGAUGCCAUGGUAACGCUCCAGGAACUUCCUUUGUCGCUCAAGAGUUGCUUCACCAAGGAUUAUGAGGAGAAUGAUAAGGCUUGUGUCCGAACUUUCUAUGAGACUCCCCUCCAGUUGCUGGAGAAGAUCAAAAACAUCUUUAAUGAAACAAAAAUUCUCCUUGAAAAGGACUGGAAUAUUUUCAGCAAGAACUGCAACAAUAGCUUUGCUGAGUGCUCCAGACGAGAUGUGGUGACCAAGCCUGAUUGCAACUGCCUGUACCCUAAAGCCACCCCUAGCAGUGACCUGACCUCUGUCUCCCCUCAGCAGCCCCUCACCCCCUCCAUUGCCCCAAUGGCUGGCUUGACCUGGGAUGAUUCUGAGGGGACAGAGGGCAGCUCCCUCUUGCCCAGUGAGCAGCCCCUUCGCACAGUGGACCCGGGCAGUGCCAAGCAGCGACCACCUAGGAGCACCUGCGAGAGCCUCAAGUCACCAGAGACCCCAGGCCUUGAGGACAGGCCCACUGGGGGUUUACCACAGCCUCGCCCCUCUGCUGGAGCCCCCAUCCCUGGGGUGGAGGACAUUCUUGAUUCUGCACUGGCCACUAACUGGGUCCUAGAAGAGGCCUCUGGAGAGGCUAGUGAGGGCCCUGGACCCCAAGGGGCAGAGCUUUCCCCCUCCAGGCCAGGAGGGGGCAGUGUCCAGGCAGAGAUGGCCCGACCCAGAGACCUCCUCUCAGCAUCUUCUUCACUCCCUAUGUCAACAGAGGACCAACAACCAAUGGAUGUAACUGGCACCCCCUUGCCUAAGGUGGACCCCAUGAGACCCACUGGCCAAGCCCAGAGUCAUGCCCCUGAGAAGACAGACCGCUCAUCCAUGCUGCCCAGAGACCACCAGGAACCAAGCUCUCCCUGGAUCUCCUCACAGCACCCCCAAGGCUUCAGCAACCCCUCCACCCUCUCUGCUCAGACACGGCUUCCCAGAAGCCACUCCUGGGACAUUGCACCGCCCCUUGGGGAGCUGGAAGGCAAGAGGAGCACCAGGGAUCGGAGGAGCCCCGCAGAACUGGAAGGAGGACAAGCAAGUGAGGGGGCAGCUGGGCCCCUGGCCCAUUUUAACUCCAUUCCUUUGACUGACACAGGCUAUAAGGAAUCCUCCGACCCCCAGUCCCCUGAGUUUGUCUUCCACCUGUUGGUGCCCAGCAUCAUCCUGGUCUUGCUGGCUGUUGGUGGCCUCCUGUUCUACAGGUGGAGGCGGAGGAGCCAUCGAGAGCUUCAGAUAUUGGAUUCUCCCAUGAGGCAGCCAGAGGGCAGCCCCCUGGCCCAGGAUGAGGACACACAGAUGGAAUUGCCAGUAUAGAGGGAAUUCUAAGCGGGGCGCACAUGACUAUCUCUCCAUGGGAGGAGACAUCGUGGAGCGUCCACCACCACCCUCCCUAGCCAUCCCCCUGGGAAUGUGGCCUGCCUAUCACCAGAGCUCCUGCCUGCCAGGACUGGACCAGAGCAGCCCAGCUGGGGUUCCUCUGCCUUGACCCUCAAGACCCUCAACUGACUGAGAGAGGGGCUGGAGGACGCCCCACACUGCCGCUAUUUAUUGUGGGCCCUGGAGGCUCCAUGCGCUUGAGGAAGGCUGGCGAGCCCGUCUCAGGACCCUUUCCCUCAGGGGCUACACCCUCCUCUUACUCUUCUCCAAGCCAGCACCUGGGCCAGGGACCCAGCCACCUGUGGCAUAUGGGAGACCAGUGUGGCCACUGAGGAGUGGAAGAGCCCUGCACCCAAAGGACCCAUCUAGUGCCAAGGGAUCCUAACAUCUACAGGUGUGGACCUGUCUCCAGAGAGAGAGGAGCCUGUGAUUUGCAGGGCGGGACAGCGUGGCCUCAUUUCCCGGAAAGGUGUGCAGCCUAGAAGCCGGGAAGAGGAGGCUUCUGGCUGUUUGCACUGACAGCUGGGGGGGUCUACACCCUCUACUUGCCUGAGUGCCCUCUGCCUGUUGCCAGGUGGCGAGGGGAGGCCAGCCCUGCCCUCAGGACCUGCCUGACCUGGCUCAUGAUGCCAAGAGGGGGACUGGGCUCUGGCCUCUGCUCCUCCUUCCCUCUAGCUCCUGCCAGAACGUCUCUGGGAAGCCAUACAGAGGCUCCCGUCAUGAAGGAAGCCAUUGCACUGUGAAUACAGAACCUGCCUGCUGAACAGCCUACCCCGUCCAUCCCCACAAGUGAGCAUCCAUCCAUCUGGACCUCUUCCCCUCCAUCCUCUCCCCAGCUUCCUGCACUGAGCUGGUCUCACCUGUCGACUGAGGGAGUCCCUAAGCCCUGACCCUCUCCUGACCCAGCCUUCAACUUCCCGGGGUGGAGCGGGGUGGGAGAACUGCCUGGGCCACCAGCCAAAGCUGGUCUUUGGGCUGUGUUGUUGGCCCAGGUUUCUGCAUCUUGCACUUUGACAUUCCCAAGGGGGAAGUGACUAGUGGGAGGGAGAAAGGGAGGGGAGGCAGAGGCAGAGAGGCUCCGGGGAGAGCUCUGACUGAAAAUGGGUCUUUAAACAUGGGUAUACCCCUGAGGUUGGGGAGCUCUCUGUACCCCAACCCCUCAGCCCAGUCUUCUUCCCCUGCUGUCAGCAGGUAUGGGGUGCUAGGCUGUACUCCAGACCCACAUGCAUAGCUCCCAGCUCCCAUCCCCCUCUGGCCCUUCUUUCUCCUGACCCCAGCGAUACUCUCCAGCUCUCACCCCACCAUCUUUAGCCAGGCAAGCCAGGGCUGGAGAGAGACCAGGAGGCCCAAGUAUCUACUUCCGACUCCACCCUGAGGACCUCCGCUUCCUGGGCUAACCUCUGGCCAUGGCUCUGAGACCUGGGCAGUGGGUGACAGGGCUGUCUAUUGCCCCUUGAUGCUGCUGUGUCCCUCCUUUCCUAACUCUCUGGGCCCUCCACUGGUCUGGCUGCUAGGCCCAUGACCUUCCCUUCCUGCCAGAGAGAAUGAGGGUCUGCAGCCCCUGCUACCCAUCUCCUGAUGCUGACAGCCGAAGGAAGGGCAGCAGAGAACUUUCUCAUGGGGCUCAUCCUUUUAGUCACAGACUCCAUAUUCCAUGCUAGAAAAUACAUAUUUAAAAAUGGAAGGAAAAAACAAAAAACAAAAAAAGGCAUUCCUCCCUUCCCCCUCCACCUUAGACAUAUAGUUUUUUCAAGGUCAAAAAAAAAAAAAAAAACCCAACCCAUUGCAGAAGCUCUUUGUGGGCACUUGGUUACACCGGAGCAGGAGGAACCCCAGAGCCACCUCUGGGUGUCCCCUCCCCCGGCUACCUGCACAGGAACCCCUACUUUCCUCUGAGAAAGCCCAGAGGGGACAUUGGCUCACGAACUGUGAGAUUGCGUUUUUAUACUUGGAAGUGGUGAAUUAUUUUAUAUAAGGUCAUUUAAAUAUCUAUUUAAAAAAUAGGAAGCUGCUUAUAUAUUUAAUAAUAAAAGAAGUGCACAAGCUGCCAUGUGUGAG
Molecule: messenger RNA, 3936 nt
Organism: Marmota flaviventris (yellow-bellied marmot)
Lineage: Eukaryota; Metazoa; Chordata; Mammalia; Rodentia; Sciuridae
Gene: Csf1
Product: colony stimulating factor 1
Biological process (GO): osteoclast differentiation; positive regulation of macrophage differentiation
Cellular component (GO): membrane
Molecular function (GO): growth factor activity; cytokine activity
Source: RefSeq, a predicted model, not a curated record